Molecule: messenger RNA, 1143 nt
Organism: Limulus polyphemus (Atlantic horseshoe crab)
Lineage: Eukaryota; Metazoa; Arthropoda; Merostomata; Xiphosura; Limulidae
Product: laminin subunit gamma-1-like
Exons: 5
Source: RefSeq, a predicted model, not a curated record
AACUAUUGUUUGGAUAGUAUUAUCUGAAAGAACAUACCUUGCCAACUAGCCUUCAUGUAAAGUUUAGUUGUUAUUAUUGUUAUUUUGAUUACAGGUAAAAGCAGAAUAUGUUUCUCCAGUUUUCUGAUGUGAUUGUUUACUUUCUUCUAAUUGCUUUAUAUUCUGUAUAGACGCAGGCCUGGGACCGUUCAAACUGAAAAGGAGAUCAAUGCUCUGUCGUGUUUUUGUUAUGGACAUUCGUCUGUUUGCCAACGUGCUUUGGUUACGUGGAACAUGUCAUUAUAAGCACGUUCAAAAAAGAUAAAGAGGAGUGGACAGCACUGACCAGUAAAGGCGACACUGUACCUCUUCUCUAUGACCCUAUUCAACAAAGUAUUCAUAUUUCAUCUCUUCCGUCGUUCAACCAAACUGUAUAUUUCAUUGCUUCUGACCAAUAUCUUGGAGAUCAGCGAUCAUCUUAUAACCAAGCUUUGAGUUUCACGUUGAAGACCAGAGAACCGAGGUUUACAGUAUCUGCACAUGAUUUAGUUAUUGAAGGUGAAAACAUGAAGGUUUCAGUCUCCUUAACACAGCAGAAUAACACUUUACCCAAGACUGGUGAAACGAGGUUCAAGUUUAUAUUAAAUGAACAACCUGUAUUUGGCUGGAAACCACAACUGGAUACCUACAAAUUCUUGACCGUUCUUUCAAAUUUAACAGCCUUAAAAAUUAGGGCUAACUUAAGUCCAGAAGGAGAAACCUUUUUAUACGACGUAAGACUGCAGUCUGCCCGACCUUCAACGAACGGAGGGACCGCUAAUUGGGUGGAAAACUGUACAUGUCCUCGUGGUUACGUUGGUCAGUUCUGUGAAUCUUGUGACCAAGGGUACACCAGAAAUAUUCCUGGCGGUAGCAGAUUUGCUAAAUGUAUUCCUUGUAACUGUAGGCGUGUUUCUUAUGAUUGUCACCGUGAAGCAGGAACAUAUAAUUGUCCUUUUAACACAGAUGAUGAAUUUUGCAAACAAUGUACUUUCGGAUGCGAUAAGAAACCACUCUCAUUAAAUCACCUCGGUUGUGAACGACUUCCUUGUUCUCUGGAAUUUGGUUGUAAGGUCUUACAAAAGGAUCAAGUCAGUUUUACCGAGUGUCCCAUAGACCAGACAG